Messenger RNA from Fopius arisanus, 1782 nucleotides. RefSeq names its product probable glutamate receptor. Gene Ontology annotation, molecular function: ligand-gated monoatomic ion channel activity. The transcript has 8 exons. The record is from RefSeq and is a predicted model, not a curated record. Gene Ontology annotation, cellular component: membrane. Lineage: Eukaryota; Metazoa; Arthropoda; Insecta; Hymenoptera; Braconidae. The annotation marks the transcript as partial.
UCGAGAACGAUAAUUGAUUCUUGUAUGCACCACCAUCAUGAAUCUCUUAUUAUUAAUUUUGCCGGGGAUAUCAAUUUUGUUUGUGAAGCUGAGUGAUGCUUCUUAUUAUGGACAAUUGAUCAAGAACGUUUACGUUAAAUACAAUAUGCGUGCAGUCUUGAUAGUGAGGAGUGAACAAUCAAUGGAACGAUCUACGGUUUGGCACGAAUCGGCUAAGCAGCUAUUCGAUGAAGGAAUACCAAUUAGCUGUUGGCACACUAGUCAAUAUGACAACCGCACAAUGCAAUUAGAAGAAAAUAUUCAAGAUAUACUCCAUGUCAGUGAGUUGCGUACAAUGGAAGAACUGCAAGCUUUUCAAUUAUUCACCAAUAAUAUGGAGAUCAAUAAUGGUGUUUGGUUAAUGAUUUUUAUGAGCUAUGACAAUCAGGAUAUAUGCGAAUACUGUCAUGAGCCAUCUGAGGAUUUAUUCAAUUCAACAUUCGAUUUAAAACGACUUGUUGUAUGCUGCAAUUCGAAGACAGUGACAGAAUGGAAACGUAGUCACACAAAUGGUUUGAAAAACUUGGAAGUUGGUCAAUUGGUGGAUGACAAUCGAGGAGUUGUGUGGAUUGAUAAUUCCAAUUACUAUGACCAUUUCUCUAUGAACGAAUUAUCGAUAGCGAUGAAUUUUACAAUAUCAAAGAUGAUGUGGGAUCAUCAAUUCGGUACAUGGGAUGCUGAAACCGCGAAUUGGACGGGUGCAAUUGGUAAGGUCCAUCGAAACGAAGCUGACAUUGGUGUUUCUGAUUUCCUUAUGACUAAUCGACGAGCAGAUGCCGUCUCAUUUGCAUCUCCAAUUAUAUACGAAAAAUUGAAACUGAACAUUAAAAAAAACGAUGCUGGAUACGUAAUGUUGAAAGCCUACUUCAAGUCUUUAGCCACUGAUGUCUGGAUAGUAAUAAUUGGUUUAAUCGUAAUAACACCUCUCUUGUUGACGAUCAUCAGAUAUAGAAGACGAGAUCAUUUUUUUCCACUUCUCUUUGAAAACUAUUCAUCCAUUUGGGGUAUUUACUGCCAACAAAGCCUGCCAGAGUGUCCAGAACAGCCAUCUCAGAGAAUUAUUUAUCUGUCAAUAUUGAUAUGUUCGUACGUCACUUUGGGCGCAUACUCUGGAUCAAUGAUCAGUAGUCUAGCCGUGAUACAAGAUUCAUCAUUUAAUACACUGGAAGAUCUAAUUGAAGAUGGUUCUUAUAAGCUCCUGGUGUUCGAUACGAGUCUAAUAGAUCACUUUUUCACUGUUUCCGAUGAGAGGCUACAGAAGAAGAUGAAGUCUCUUAUCAUACCGUUGAACUCCACUUCUGGAAGCAAUGAGGAAGCGUUCCAACGGGUAUGCCGUGAAAGAGUGGCUUUUUUUACGACUGAGAGCACAAAGAAGGCCCUAUUCAAUGUUAUACCUUGCGAACUUUCUUCCAUUGGAACUGGAAUUGUCGCUACUGCAUCAAUAAUCCUGCCUUUGAACAGCAUAAAUUUGGCACCAAUUAAUGACAAUCUUCGGAAAUUCAGAGUUAACGGCUUAAUACGACGAUUGGAGCAAAAUUACUUCAGGCAGUUGGAACGAAAAAAAACAGAGCAUCCACCAGUAACAGUGAGAGGAAUCGUACCACUUCUGAUGAUCCUCGCUGUCGGAUUGUCAGUUGCUCUUAUAAUUUUCAUGAUCGAACGAAAUACUCCCUGGUUUAUGCAGAAAACCUACAAUACAAGUACACGAAGGGUUCGUCUAGGAAAACACACGACAUUUCCAUU